Messenger RNA from Mytilus trossulus (common blue mussel), 1707 nucleotides. Its product is annotated as lysosomal acid lipase/cholesteryl ester hydrolase-like. The coding region runs from base 107 to 1285 and encodes 392 amino acids. The record is from RefSeq and is a predicted model, not a curated record. The transcript has 10 exons. Gene Ontology annotation, molecular function: hydrolase activity, acting on ester bonds. Lineage: Eukaryota; Metazoa; Mollusca; Bivalvia; Mytilida; Mytilidae.
AUCAGUUCACGAUUAACUCCCUUGUGUUGUCUGCAAAAUGGACUUUGAAAUGGGAAAUAAAUGCUGAAUGAGGAAAUGUUAGGAAAAGAAAACAUUUACAAACAUUAUGCUUCUUAAAGUUGGCCUUGUUUGCGUUGUUUGUCUUGUUGUCUUCAUUCAAGUGAUGCACUGUCAUGCAGUUGAUCCUGAUGUAUUUCGCAACAUUACACAGCUGAUCACAAGUAAAGGCUAUCCUUGUCAAGAUCACACAGUAACCACAGCUGAUGGCUUUAUUCUGGGGAUACAGAGAAUACCACAUGGAGCUCAUGGUCGAGUAGGAAAUGGACCAAGGCCUGUAGUGUAUUUACAACAUGGAUUGCUUUGUGACUCUACUUUGUGGGUUACAAAUAUUGUAAAAGACAGUUUAGCUUUUUUGCUAGCAGAUGCUGGAUUUGAUGUUUGGCUGGGCAAUUCUCGUGGAAACACCUAUUCCAGAAGGCACAAGACACUAUCUCCUAAAAAUCCAAAGUUUUGGGAUUGGAGUUGGGAUGAAAUGGCCAAAUAUGAUAUUCCAGCAGCCAUUGAUUAUAUCAUAAAUACAACAGGCCAACAACAAUUGUAUUAUAUUGGACAUUCCCAAGGAACUCUCAUUGGUUUCUCAGCCUUUUCACAGAAUCAACAAAUUGCUAAAAAGGUGAAGCUUUUUAUAGCAUUAGCACCAGUAGCCUAUUUAGGACAUACUGAAACUCCACUGAAGAUACUGGCUCAUUGGCCUGCACAGGUGUACUUUGAUGUAUUUGGAGACAAGGAUUUUCUGCCUUCUAAUUGGUUCUUCAAGUUGAUGGCUUUAACAGCUUGUAGAGACAAAUUGACCCUACCAAUCUGUACCAAUGUAUUAUUCCUGCUCUGUGGUUAUGAUUACAAAAAUCUAAAUCAGUCCAGACUACCAGUAUAUGUAAGCCAUAGUCCAGCAGGUACAUCUGUCAAAAAUAUGAUACAUUAUUCACAGGCAAUAAAGUCAGGAAAGUACCAGAAGUAUGAUUAUGGCCCUGGUGAAAACAAACAGCACUAUGGGCAGUUAACACCACCUCAGUAUGAUGUACGUAACAUGAAGACACCUGUACUUUUGUAUUCAGCAGUGAAUGAUUGGUUGGCCGAUCCAAAGGAUGUGUCAUACUUGAAAACUCAACUACACAACAGAUACAACAGUACAGAAAUUCCUAAGUGGAAUCAUUUAGACUUUGCUUGGGGGAUUGAUGCUGGGAAAAUACUGUAUAGUCAACUCAUACAAAUUCUGAAAAAUUAAUAGUUUCAUCAGAAAUAUAUUAGAUGUCUCUUAGUUUUUUUAAAGUCAGUCAGAAAAAGCAUUAUUUUUUAGUCAGUAUUUCUGUUGUACUAAAAUCAAUCAGUUAUCUGGUCUUUUUUCCUUAUAUUUGUAGAUUUUAUAAUUUCAGAAAUUAAUUGAGUGCAUUUGUUAUUGAGAUUUUUCAAUACAUCAGCAAUGACACACAGAACUAGUUUGCAUUUCUCUCUGACUGACAGACGACAGACUUUCUUUUUUUUUGCAAAAUAACAGCAUUUAGACUUAGAACAUUCCAUGAAAGAUGUACUAGUCUGGACUUUUUAUUGUAAUGUCUACAGAUCUGAUUUUUGGUACAUGAGUGUAUCAUGUGUAUACUGUAUAUUUAUGACCUAUGAUUUGAGUGUGCCUUUUCCUUGGGUUGACUG